Messenger RNA from Stegastes partitus (bicolor damselfish), 679 nucleotides. Its product is annotated as proepiregulin. Gene Ontology annotation, molecular function: epidermal growth factor receptor binding; growth factor activity. The transcript is spliced from 4 exons. NCBI's taxonomy places the organism in Eukaryota, Metazoa, Chordata, Actinopteri, Pomacentridae. Gene Ontology annotation, biological process: epidermal growth factor receptor signaling pathway; positive regulation of mitotic nuclear division; positive regulation of cell population proliferation. The coding region runs from base 31 to 429 and encodes 132 amino acids. The record is from RefSeq and is a predicted model, not a curated record.
AGCGACUCGUCCUCUCACCGAGUCUCCAACAUGCGGAGCUGCAAACCCUCAGCGCUGCUCUCACUGCUCGGUGUGAUGCUGCUCUGGCCCUGUGGUCUCACCUGGAGCGUCUCGCCCAGAGGGCCGGCAGACGGCAGCUCUCUACCUGCAGGGCCAGGAGGAGAGCGCCACCAUGUGGUGAAGCGGAUGACGGGGAGCUGUGACAGCACCUUUGAUAACUACUGCCUGAACCACGGCCAGUGCAUGCUGCUGCUGGACCUCAAUGAGCACCACUGCAAGUGUGUGGGGGGGUACCACGGCCCCAGGUGUGGCACCAUGGACUUCGUGGUCCAGCCGCUCGCAGAAGAGCAAGUGAUCGUCAUCGUUUUCUGCGUGAGCCUGCUGAUUAUAGGUCUGGCUGGAGCUCUGUACUUCUGCUGCAAAUGGUGAGAACUCCUGAUGUGACAUGUGUCAGCGCUGCUGCUGCUGCUGGAGGAGGAGAUGAUGGUGAUGAUGAUAAUAAUGAUAAUAAUGAUGAUCAGAGUGUGUAUCUGAGGAAUGUGUGUGCUCAGGGGAAACCCGGCUGCAUGCAAACCUCCAAACCAACAAGAAACCACAUUUUAGUAAAUCUGCUGUUUCUUCAGAAUUCCCCUUUAAAGUUGCACUAAAAAAAACAUCUUGGUGAAAAUACUGUGAACAG